AUGGAUGACAGUAUGGACUCUGUAGACUCUGAAGCAGACGCAAUUGAACUGUGCAGUCAGCUGUCACAGUUGUGGAGCCUCGCCGGCAUGCGUGCCCGAAAAUGGCUCUCAAACUCGCACGUAGUACUCGAUAGCAUCCCACCGGACGAUAGAGCGACAGAGAUCGAUCUCAACGCAGGGCAUUUACAGUCUGUCAAAACACUGGGUGUGCUAUGGGAGUCCAAAUGUGACAUGUUUGGAUUAAAACCCAGCCCACCUGACAGCGAAUUUCGAUUCACCAAGAGAAACGUGCUUAGUAAAGUAGCGACAAUAUUCGACCUGCUUGGAUUCCUUCCGCCGUAUGUUAUCUGA
Molecule: messenger RNA, 351 nt
Organism: Priapulus caudatus
Lineage: Eukaryota; Metazoa; Priapulida; Priapulimorpha; Priapulimorphida; Priapulidae
Exons: 1
Coding region: 1-351 (116 amino acids)
Source: RefSeq, a predicted model, not a curated record